Hippoglossus stenolepis (Pacific halibut) is the source of this 2090-nucleotide messenger RNA. RefSeq names its product hydroxycarboxylic acid receptor 3-like. Bases 25 to 1020 code for a protein of 331 amino acids. NCBI's taxonomy places the organism in Eukaryota, Metazoa, Chordata, Actinopteri, Pleuronectiformes, Pleuronectidae. Gene Ontology annotation, biological process: G protein-coupled receptor signaling pathway. The record is from RefSeq and is a predicted model, not a curated record. The transcript has a single exon. Gene Ontology annotation, cellular component: membrane. Gene Ontology annotation, molecular function: G protein-coupled receptor activity.
CAGAGAGACAGCACACACCUCAACAUGCAGUGCCAUUUUAAUGGAACUCUGCUGAUCCGAGUCCUCCCUCCACUGUUGGUGACAGAGAUCAUUCUGGGGAUCCUCGGCAAUGGUCUGGCCCUCUGGAUCUUCUGCUUCCACCUGAAGCCCUGGAAGAGCAGCACGGUGUUGCUCUUCAACCUGGCGGUGGCCGACUUUCUGCUCAUCAUGGCUCUGCCGUUCCGUGCCACCUACUACAUGUACGGGCUCAACUGGAUCUUUGGAGAGGCUCUCUGCAACAUCUGCCUGUUCAUGCUGGCUAUGAAUCGCAGUGGAAGUGUCUUCUUCUUGAUGGCGAUCGCCGUGGACAGGUACAUGCGUGUUGUGCAUCCCCAUCAUGCCAUCAACUCUUUGAGUGUCUUCAAAGCCUUUCUAGUAGCACUUGGAAUCUGGUUAGUCACCAUUGUAAUGACUGCACACAUCUUCAUGUCAGAACAUCUCAUCCAAUCUACCAAAGAUGCCAACAGGACGUACUGUGAAAGCUUCAUGGUGGAGGCCGACCACCUCAACAAUAUGAGCUGGCACAAGUUUGAGUUCCUUUUUUCCUUCUACUUGCCGUUGCUUGUGAUUCUCUACUGCACCAUCCACAUUAUCAGCCACCUCAGAGGCAGACAGCUGGCCCAGCAUGCAAAGAUCAAGAAGGCUCUGUGCUUCAUGAUAUUGGUGGUGGUGCUCUUCAUCACCUGCUUCCUCCCGAGCAACAUCACGCAGGUGGUGAUUUGGUUCAAGACCAGUGAGGUGGCCAGCACCCGCCCCAAAUCGGAAGUCUGUGACGCCUUGGAGGAACUGACCAGUGGAUUCUACAUCUCCAUCAGUCUGACCUAUCUCAACAGCGCGCUGGACCCCGUGGUCUACUACUUCUCCAGCCCUGCCUUCAAGAACAUCUGCCGCAAAGCGCUUCACCUGCCCCUAGCAGAGCAGACUGAGAGCAUAGGGAAGAAAACUCGAGACACCGGCUCCCACUCACUCAGCCAGCUGUGAUCAUGCAGAGACGAUCAAGGAAAUCAAAGGUUUUGAUCAAAAGUCUCACAUUUCUCUGUAAGUUAUCACGUCAACAAAAUUUAACUUUUACUUCUUAUAUUUAUCAAAUACAAAUUGACUGCGCUUUUCUUUUCGACACAUAUUCUGAUGUUAAGUUAUGAAAUAAUUUGUUCAAGCAAAACCGUUAUCCACCUCUGCUACAAGUCGUAUUCUGGGGUAAUUGUAAAAGAUUAAACAUUUUACAGGGGUCAUGGAGAGGAGACUUUAAUCAUGUCUGUUACAGAACAACAUGGACUCACAUCCACUCCAUGAGCUUCUGUUCACACCACACCAAGUAAAACUGGCAGCAAAACCAUGAAUGUGUCAAACUGAACAAUUGAACGUCUCAUUUGUGAUUUGUGAAAGGAAGAUCAUGUUAUUUCAUCUUCCAAACCUUACACAGUUGCUUGAAAAGAUGUGAAGGCUUAUUUCUCUAUGUAUUAACUGCACUUUAAAAAAAAUAUUUCUUCUUUACUGCUAUGUGAAACAGUGAAAUAAUUUGUUUUGCCAUAUUGUCACCAAACUACACCUCAAACCCCCCAAAAGUUUGAUUCAUUUUUAUGAUCUCAUAUGAAUUAAAUAUAAUCUCGGCAUUACAAGAAAAUUAUACCAUAAUUAUGAAAAAACAUUUAAUUGUUAUAUAUAUAAAUAUGAGAUAUAAAGAUUUUUGGUUUAAAAAACAUCUGUAGAUUUAUUGUUUUCCUCUUUGGUCAACGAAUUGUCCUUCGAUGCUGGAAUGAGAAAUAAAGAUUUUUAUCCUCAUCUUAUUUUCAUGUGGUUUCAACAUGUAAGCGUUUAUACAGACUAAAUACACAGAAGUCACCACAAGAAUUGAGAUCCAUAAACCAAACAAAACAAACUCACAUUUAACUUGCAUCCUGCUGUUACAUUACAUAAUAUUAGUAUAUUAGAGAAAAAAAAAAUCUUAAAUGUCCAAUAUAAAACUAGAAUGGGAGUCAGUGGAGCAUAUACCUUGACAAAGAAUCCAGCUGCCGACAAACUGAUAACUGACAAGUUAAACAUAAUCUCCU